AUGAUCCAAAGUGGCGCUUGAGGCUACAAGUCUAAGUAUUGUCAGCUCAAGAAAAAGUUAGAAGAUGAGUUCCCUGGCCGCCUGGACAUCAGCGGCGAGGGGACCCCCCAGGCAACCGGGUUCUUUGAAGUGACAGUAGCAGGGAAGUUGGUCCACUCUAAGAAGAAAGGGGAUGGCUACGUGGACACGGAGAGCAAGUUUCUGAAGCUGGUAGCCGCCAUCAAAGCCGCCUUGGCUCAGGGGUAAUGUGCCCCGAAGGCAGAGCCCAGGGACCUUGGCUCAGCCCCUCUUGGCAGACGCUUCAUGACAGGAAGGACUGAAAUGUUUUCCGGACACAUGGUCUUUCCUAGAAUCUCUCGUGUCCGCCGGGUGGGGGCAGAGGUUGACGCCCCUGGUCUUUGCCUCUGUGUGUGUGUGUGUGUGUGUGUGUGUCCAUUCCAAGAAUCUAGCUUUUCACACUGGCCCUACUGCCUUCCUGUCCCCUGCUUUUGCUGUCUCUCCCUGCGUUCCCCAUAUCUCCCUUUCCAUCCCCCAGAGUUUGGGGGAGGUCCCGUCUCAAGGGGAGCUAAGAGGGGGAUCAGAAUGAGUGAGUGAGUGAGUGUCUCAGGUUGUGGCAAUGUUUGCAAUGGUUCACAUUCAGUAAACAUUGGAUGAGUUUA
Molecule: messenger RNA, 659 nt
Organism: Trichechus manatus latirostris (Florida manatee)
Lineage: Eukaryota; Metazoa; Chordata; Mammalia; Sirenia; Trichechidae
Gene: SELENOW
Product: selenoprotein W
Exons: 6
Biological process (GO): response to selenium ion
Source: RefSeq, a predicted model, not a curated record